UUUUGGUAUAUAAGUAACCGCAUUACGGCGCCCCACAAACUUAACCGGUGUCAUCAUAACACGACCGAUCGUAACGCAAGCUAAACCUCAUCAAAACUUCAAGAAUUUGGCCAAUAAGGUUCUUAUUAAGAGGUUAAAAACCCAUAUAAAAUUCAAUUGAUCAUAUAAAAAUGAAAACUGUAACAGUUACUACAUUUACAGUGCUACUAAUAUCUGCUGUUGUACUAUCCGCACCCACUUAUUCGGACUAUGAAAAUGCGAGAGAACUAUAUGACCUACUGGUGCAAAGAGAGUUAUUAGAUUCGAUUACUAAUCCUCUAGUGGAAGCUGCUGCAGCCCAACACCGUAUGGUCCGUAAAAACCAAAGAUCGCCUUCUUUAAGGCUAAGGUUUGGUCGUCGAAGUGAUCCGGCGCUUUAUCAGAAUGCCUUUUCAGAAGAGAAUCACAACGACGCUGAAGUUAAUUAAAAGAAACUCCUAGUUAAAAAAAAAAAUUAUAUUUCCAUCUGUUUAUGCUUAAAUUAAUAUUCCAUUAUAUUGUUGGGUUAUAUCAUACUUAUUAUCAUUGCUUUAUGAUGUUAGAGUUAUCUCCAAUCUUUGUAUUUAUUUACAAAUUUCAAUUAUUUUGAGAUGUAAGUUAAUAUAACUAAAAAUACCUAGUACACAUUCAAGUUUAUGAAAGAUGUUUGAAAUUUUGUUAACAGUACCAUAAACAUAGCGUGUACGAUUUU
Messenger RNA from Daktulosphaira vitifoliae (grape phylloxera), 730 nucleotides. Its product is annotated as short neuropeptide F-like. The record is from RefSeq and is a predicted model, not a curated record. The transcript is spliced from 4 exons. Bases 171 to 467 code for a protein of 98 amino acids. NCBI's taxonomy places the organism in Eukaryota, Metazoa, Arthropoda, Insecta, Hemiptera, Phylloxeridae.